Carya illinoinensis is the source of this 1040-nucleotide messenger RNA. RefSeq lists its product as uncharacterized. Lineage: Eukaryota; Viridiplantae; Streptophyta; Magnoliopsida; Fagales; Juglandaceae. The record is from RefSeq and is a predicted model, not a curated record. Bases 63 to 701 code for a protein of 212 amino acids. The transcript has 7 exons.
UGAAGCCAUGAGACCUUCUUUACCGUUGGCCGUUGCUUCUUCUUCUGCUUCCUUCUCUCAUUAUGAGCGCCUCAUUACUCUCUCGUUGCUUUCUCAAUCAGAUCACGACCUAUCUGGCAGCCAAAGAAGUCCCAGAAUUCGCCAUGGCCAAAGUCUCACAAGCCAAACGUGAUCAGUUGCGGGAACUGUGUUGCAAAGAAGCGUGCGAAUAUAGUCCCAGAAAAUUCAAUUCCAAUGAUAUCAUUCCUCAUAUUCUGCACCUAUAUGGAUCUUGUGCAACAGCUCGCGAUUUUGAAAUUUAUGCUCCAGAUGCUUCUUUUGAGGAUCCGCUCAUGUGUGCUAAAGGGGUGAAGCAGAUAAAGUCUGCAUUCUAUUCACUUUCCAAGGUCUUUAGUGAAUCAAGAAUUGUUGAAUAUAGCAUUGAAGAAAAAGUAAUUUCACCAGGAAAGCAAGAGAUAUUAAUUGACAACAAGCAGCACUACAAGUUCUUGGGGAAAGACAUAGAUCUGAUAUCACUCAUCAAGUUGCAUGUUGUGGAUGGCAAAGUUGUUCGUCAUGAAGAUUGGUGGAACAAGAAGCCUCUUUUGAGCAAGGAGACAGUAAAGCUGCCACUCUUUGGUCGAUUUGUAGAAAUGACUCGCAGGGGUUCAAUGCUGGCAACUCAUGCAAUGAUGAGGUUUGGGAAGGAUCCAACCGUGUGAACUCUUGAAACCAUCCAUGGAUUAUGUUCUGCUCCUGCUUGUGCAUAAUUGUUCUGCCAUUCAUUGUGCAUGCAGUAUGGGCUUUGUCUAGGUAACUAAUCAGGCUUUAGGCGAGUUUAGUUGAGUUUUUUCUGCUUGGUGACAGAUUCCUCAGUAAUUAAACAGCCAAGCCAACGAUCACACGUUGCAACAGUUUUCAUUCUAUUGCAGUUUGCUGCAUGUAGGAACUUGUUUCCAAAUAACAGACAACUAUCUUUGUCUUCACACAACAAACAUGUUGAAAAUACAUAUGACAUAUUUAUAUUUAUCCACCAUGAGAGGAGCUUUUUGCAUUGUCCA